Cornus florida is the source of this 1154-nucleotide messenger RNA. Its product is annotated as lipid phosphate phosphatase epsilon 1, chloroplastic-like. The record is from RefSeq and is a predicted model, not a curated record. Gene Ontology annotation, biological process: protein N-linked glycosylation; lipid biosynthetic process. NCBI's taxonomy places the organism in Eukaryota, Viridiplantae, Streptophyta, Magnoliopsida, Cornales, Cornaceae. The coding region runs from base 133 to 996 and encodes 287 amino acids. The transcript is spliced from 4 exons. Gene Ontology annotation, cellular component: intracellular membrane-bounded organelle; endoplasmic reticulum membrane. Gene Ontology annotation, molecular function: dolichyldiphosphatase activity.
AAAUCAUCCCUAAGUUUUUGUAAGUGUCAAGUGUGACAUAUUUUCUGGUUGACUUUUCUCUCACUGUAUCACACACCAUAUGUGUCUAUGCAGCAGCGUCUAUGAUCGCAGAGCGCCUUAAACUAAAUCAAAAUGUCAACAGCAACAGCCCUUGUAUGCAAGCCCACCACCACCACCACAAUCACAUCAUUUCCCAAACUCAAAUAUCUGAAACGCGUUUCUUACACUAAAAUUCCCAUCUCCAAAUUGGUUUUGUGUGGCCAAUCUCUUUCCCAGAAACCCGUUUCAGUGGAUAACAGAUGCUGGCGUCCAAACACCAUGACCGAGUCGACCCAAACUUCUGCCUUCAAGAGUAGUAAUGGUGACGGAGUUGUUAGACCAUUCGAACAAGAAGCUCUCAUCCGCCGGUCCUCGGAUUUUCGCCCCAAUUUUAUGGCUUGUGGUCUCGAAUCGAUUCUCAAUAGUCUGAGCAAGUGGUUUGUGGCUGCACUUUUUGGUGCAGUCUUCCUCUGGAGGCAUGAUGCUGAAGCUUUAUGGGCUGCUACGGGUUCUGUAUUAAACGCUGGCCUCUCAGUUGCACUUAAGCACAUAUUAAACCAAGAGCGGCCCAUUCCUACCUCAAGAUCAGACCCUGGAAUGCCAUCUUCACAUGCCCAAUCCAUCUUCUUUACCAACAUUUUUGUUAUUAAGUCAAUGAUGGAUUGGCUUGGGGUGAAUGGAUAUACAGUAACUCUCAGUGUUCUUCUCUUGGCACUUGGUUCAUAUUUUUCAUGGCUACGGGUUUCACAGAAACUGCACACAAUGAACCAAAUAGUAGUGGGAGCAACAUUGGGAUCAAUUUUCUCCAUUUUGUGGUUCUGGUUGUGGGAUGAGAUUGUGCUGAAAGCGUUUAUCUCCCAUUUAUGGGUUCGACUUGUCGUUAUUCUGGGGGGCUCUGGAUUUUGCCUGUGCUUUAUUUUGUACGUCAUUCGGUUUUGGUUUAAUGAUGAUCGAUGAACUUUGUAUCAUGUAUAUUAAAAAGUUAUACACGAAUUCAAAAACUUGCAAUUUCUUUGUUUGUACUGUAUGCAGGACCCUAGUGUGACUCCAAGAUCUGUUUACGGAUGAAAUUUUGUGGUAGAAAUGUACAUGGAAAUUCUUUAUUUUCUAUUUUA